Messenger RNA from Centropristis striata (black sea bass), 4029 nucleotides. Its product is annotated as moesin-like. Bases 348 to 2090 code for a protein of 580 amino acids. Lineage: Eukaryota; Metazoa; Chordata; Actinopteri; Perciformes; Serranidae. The transcript has 13 exons. The record is from RefSeq and is a predicted model, not a curated record. Gene Ontology annotation, cellular component: filopodium; adherens junction; microvillus. Gene Ontology annotation, biological process: positive regulation of early endosome to late endosome transport; positive regulation of protein localization to early endosome; regulation of organelle assembly. Gene Ontology annotation, molecular function: cell adhesion molecule binding; actin binding.
UCCGUCUCUGUGUCUCUGUGUCUGGCUGGCUGCUGUCCUGUCACCGGCCUGGGUGUGGUCUUGCAGUCAGAGUACCGUUAGCAGGAAAUCAAGCUCAGUCCAUUUCACUUUGAGGCGAAACAAAGAAAAAAACACUCUCACGCGUGUCAGGCUGUGAUACUUUCUUUCCGUGGUCGAGAUAAAAGUCACGUUCGUGUCCUCCUCACGGGAAAAGGCGUUUUUUUUGAUCGGCGCCGUUGUUCUGAUGGGAAAAAGUUUUCUGCUGGUCUCGCUAACUGAUCGUCUGAUUUACUAACUUUUUAUUUUAAUCAGAAAAGCUGAACCAGGCGGAGAAGAAGAAAGGAAAGAUGCCGAAGACGAUUAGUGUCAGAGUCACUACGAUGGAUGCUGAACUGGAGUUUGCCAUUCAGCCAAACACAACAGGAAAGCAACUCUUUGACCAGGUUGUUAAAACCAUUGGUCUGCGAGAGGUUUGGUACUUUGGACUCCAAUACCAGGAUACAAAAGGUUUCUCUACAUGGCUAAAGCUCAAUAAGAAGGUGACAGCCCAGGAUGUGAGGAAGGAAAGCCCGCUGCUGUUUAAGUUCCGUGCCAAGUUCUUCCCCGAGGACGUGACCGAGGAGUUAAUCCAGGACGCCACGCAGCGGCUCUUCUUCCUGCAGGUGAAGGAGGGAAUCUUAAAUGACGACAUCUACUGCCCUCCUGAAACAGCCGUCCUGCUGGCCUCCUACGCUGUGCAGGCCAAGUAUGCUGACUACAACAAGGAAGUCCACACGCCAGGCUAUCUGUCCAGUGAACAGCUGCUCCCUCAGAGAGUUCUGGACCAGCACAAACUCAACAAGGACCAGUGGGAGGAGAGGAUUCAAGUGUGGCACGAAGAACACAAGAGCAUGAUGAGAGAGGAAUCCAUGAUGGAGUAUCUGAAGAUCGCUCAGGAUCUGGAGAUGUACGGAGUCAACUACUUCAACAUCAAGAACAAGAAAGGAACAGAGCUGUGGCUGGGAGUGGACGCUUUGGGCCUCAACAUUUAUGAACAGAAUGACAAAAUGACGCCUAAAAUCGGAUUCCCUUGGAGUGAAAUCAGGAACAUUUCCUUCAAUGACAAGAAGUUUGUCAUUAAACCGAUUGACAAGAAAGCACCUGACUUUGUAUUCUACGCUCCGAGACUGCGCAUCAACAAGCGCAUCCUGGCUCUUUGCAUGGGAAACCACGAGCUGUACAUGCGCCGCCGCAAACCGGACACCAUCGAGGUGCAGCAGAUGAAGGCUCAGGCUCGGGAGGAGAAGAACCACAAGAAGAUGGAGAGAGCUCUGCUGGAGAACGAGAAGAGGAAACGAGAAGUUGCAGAAAAGGAAAAGGAAAAGAUUGAAAAGGAAAAGGAGGAGUUGAUGGAGAGAUUAAGGCAGAUCGAGGAGCAGACGAAAAAAGCCCAACAAGAACUGGAGGAGCAGACACAGAGGGCUCUGGAGCUGGAGACGGAGAGGAAGCGCUCUCAGGAGGACGCCGAGCGUCUGGAGACGGAGCUGAAGACGGCUGAGGACGCUAAGAUGGCUCUGCUGCAGCAGUCAGAGAACCAGAUGAAGAACCAGGAACACCUGGCAACAGAGUUGGCUGAUCUGACUUCAAAGAUUUCCCUCUUGGAGGACGCCAAGAAGAAGAAGGAAGAGGAGGCAGUGGAGUGGCAACAAAAGGCCACCACGGUGCAGGAGGACCUGGAGAAGACCAAAGAAGAGCUCAAAAACAAAGUGAUGGCGGCCCACGUCCAGGAGCCGCUCAACGCAGAGAACGAGCACGACGACGAGAACGAUGAGAGCAGCGCCGAGGCCAGCGCCGAGUUCACAGACGCCGCCACGUACAAGGACCGCAGCGAGGAGGAGCGCAUGACCGAGGCGGAGAAGAACGAGCGUCUGCAGAAACAUCUACUGGCUCUGAGCUCCGAGCUGGCCAACGCUCGGGACGAGAGCAAGAAGACGGUGAACGACAUGAUCCACGCAGAGAACAUGAAGGCCGGACGCGACAAGUACAAGACCCUCAGACAGAUCCGCUCAGGGAACACCAAACAGCGCAUCGACGAGUUCGAGUGCAUGUGAUGUGUGCGUUCGACGCCCACGCGGCUCGGCCUUUCUGCCUGGACUGCAGUCCUGCCUCACACAAGCUGUUUCCUCUGUACCCAAAUAAAUCAGAUCCACAACAUGACAUGGUUGCACAAGCACAGCACAAUGUACAAAUAUGGAUCUGGAAAAAAACUCCAUUUGUUAUCAUUCCUAACUUUGAAUUUAGGCAAGUCACUGGUUGAAAAGGGACAUACUGUAUUUUAUUAGUGCAUUCCUCAUAAGGGGUUUAUGUAGCAUAUUAGUUAUGGGCUUGUGCCUCAUUUCAUGACACAUUGAGUAAGCAUUUUUUAAAUUCCUUUAUAUACUUCUGUCAUGUUUUUGUAUCAUGAUUUUAAAUAAAAAGCCACAGAGACCAAAUUUCAGAUAGAAACUGUGCCUGUAGACAUAUUUCUGCUGUACAAACACAGCAGUUCUUUACAGCAAGCUGGAUUUUAUUUUCAGUUUGUGACAUUUCUCUGCUGCCCAUAUAGUUUAAAAACCAAAUGCACUGUUAUCUGUUUAUAAUAGAGCAGUAUUAUUUUUUCCUUUUAGAUUUACUCAUCAUUUGAGUGUAUUCUGAAUCUUUCUACUGUUACCAAUCACGCAGUAUUUACGCCCAAAUCACAAAGUGAUAUUAAAGAUCUUCAUUUAAAAUUUUUGUCUGUUUUUACAUUUCUGAACACAAAUAGUUUGCAGCUAUAAGGCUUAAUGUAAAUGUUGCCGUUAUUCUACUUGAUCCAGCAAUCACAUGGGACAUUUAAAGUUAAUUUUACUGAGUUUUAUUCUUCUGCUUUUAGUUUUUAAAUUCUGCUCAUCAGUGAGAAUGUUUUGAAGAAAAGUUUGCAUUAAUAUAACCAGUUACUGUAGUUGUCACGUUGACUUUUGUUGGUGAAAAAAAUGCCAAUAAAGUCAUCUGCAAAGGUAAAAGUUUUAGCUUAAUCUUACAUACUCUUUUCUCAAAACCUUCAUAGAAUUUGAUGCAUAGAGUAAAAUAAUUUUAAUUAAGAAACAUGCACUGGAAAACCAUAGCGUACAUUUGCGAAAUGAGUCAAUAGGGCCCCAGAUGGGCAAUAUUUCCAAUGCAUGCAUUUUUGAUAUACUGUAUGUAUUUAAUUACAUUGUGUAUUUUGUAAUCUGGGUUUUUCAGAAGUGAUAGGAUUAUGUAAGGUGGAAAACAGACGCCACCGAGGAUAUUUUUGUAUUAUAAAAUCUAGAAGUUUGUGUCGAAGAGGACAGAGUUUGCUCAGAAAGAACAGCGUUUUGAAAACAGUGUUUUGUUGUAAACUAAUUCAAGUUCUAGUGAGCUGAUUCUCUUCUUAGUAUGUUGCUGAAGGCAGGAAACGUACCAUUUUAAACCCGAUCUAAACAUUUUGUAUAAAAAUAAACAUCCUUGUGCCAUUUUGACAUUCAGACAUGAAGGGUUUUGCUUGUUCUGUGAUAUUUCUAGAAAUUAGUGUUUAAAAAGAUUUAUUUACACUAUUUUGCAAGUUCAAAGUAAAUGUAUUUUAGAUUUUUUAGAAUUUGAUUUAGAUUUUUCUCAUUGAAUGAGCAUUUGUCAUUUGUACCAAGAUGCAUUUUGAUAUUCAGUAUUUUUUUCCCCCAUUGCUGCGUACAGAUCUUGUAAAAAAAAAAAUGCAGUCGUUGCUUUUUUUGGAUGCCUUUGUCAGUAACCUUUAUAAUGCUGCACUGUAUGUUCUAGCUGAAGCACCGUGGAUUGAUUGACAGCCUUCUCUUGAGAAUCAAGUGUAAUUUGAAUCUGAAUGUGUGAAAAAAGAAAUGUACUGAAAGAUGCUACUCAAUAUUUUGUCUUGAAUCAAAAAGGGCUGAAACAUAAUGUUGUAAAUUGACAGACAGUGCCUUGCCCAGGUUCUUCAUCACAUCUUGCUGCUUCAAGUCUUCCUUUCACCAAUGAAUAAAAGUCCAAUUAAACUGUAAA